Messenger RNA from Closterium sp. Yama58-4, 1242 nucleotides. NCBI's taxonomy places the organism in Eukaryota, Viridiplantae, Streptophyta, Zygnematophyceae, Desmidiales, Closteriaceae. The record is from the annotation of a GenBank genome assembly.
AUGCGCCACGUGUCCGCCUUCGUUAAAGUCAAGGACACGAUACUUCUCACACUCACCACUCGCCUCUGCGGUGCGCCCAUGCUACGAGCCAAGAGUCUGCAGGUGGCGGGGGCGACGGCGUGGGUGGGGGGCGUGGCACUGGUGGCGCUGUUUCCCCUGGCGUGGCCCGUGGGGCUGCUGCUCGACUGCCUCGUCUCCCGCUCCUCCCUCUCCGCUGCUGGCGAUGACGGGCCCGUGUGCCGCUUGGCGCCCGACCCUCUGCAGGAGGAGGAGGAGGAGGAGAGGGAGCAGCAGGCGGGCGAGGGUGAUUCGUGCAAGCCGUUUGCUGCUCGUGCGGGCAAAGGGGGCAGCGAGGAGGAGUGGGGGGGUAACGAGGAAUGGGGCGGCGGGAAGGAAUGGAAAACGAGAGAGGCGGAAAGGGAGGUGGGAGGGGGAGGGUGGGAGGAGGAAGAGAGAGAUGGUGGCGGUGACAAGGAGGCGCACAGGCGAGGGGUGAAGGGAUACGGAUCGGAGGGGCAGGAAGGGGAGGGCGAAGUAGCUUUGUACGGUGGGGCGAGUGGUGGUGGUGGGAGGGAUGGAGCGUGGGAGGAUGGCAAGGGGAGCAGAGGGGCUGCAGCGGUGCAGAUGGCGGUGCUGCCGUCGUCCUCUCAUGCUGCCAUGCAGCCUCCUCCUCCCCUCACUCACGCCCAGGCCACCCACGCUGCCUCUCCCCCUCUCCCAUCCCAUGAUGCUGCCUCUUUCCACCCUCAUUCGGGCCCCAACCCCCUCGCCCCCACGUGCCACGUGCCUCCUGGUGCUGGGUCACCCCAUGCACCGCAGUCGCCCCCAGCGCCCCCGCCGUGGUUCCUGCAGUCGUGGGAGCAUGCGGCCGUGUGGGCUCGCCUUGCCGCCGUGCCUCCCACUCCCGCUGCUGCCCCCACCACCUCACACUCACACCCUGCUGACGCUGCACGUGCGCUUGACCCAUCGGACUUGAGUGUGCGGGCAGGGAGUGAGGGGGAGGCAGCGCACGUUUCAGCAGUCAGAGAUCACCACGCCACCCCUCCUGCUGCCCCUUCCACCGCCCCCCCAGCUGCCGCCCUGCCAGGUGGCGUGCCCCCUCUGCCCCUGUCCUCCUCCACUCCCCUGUGGCGCCACCGCCCCCCCCUUUCUGCUGCUGCUGCCGCCUCCUCCUCUUCCGGGCAACCCAUGCCCCCCACUGACCCAAGCGCAUCAGCUGAUGGCCUCCGCCCCCCUCACUGA